Pyrus x bretschneideri (Chinese white pear) is the source of this 994-nucleotide messenger RNA. Its product is annotated as inosine triphosphate pyrophosphatase. NCBI's taxonomy places the organism in Eukaryota, Viridiplantae, Streptophyta, Magnoliopsida, Rosales, Rosaceae. Gene Ontology annotation, cellular component: cytoplasm. Gene Ontology annotation, molecular function: nucleoside triphosphate diphosphatase activity. The transcript is spliced from 8 exons. Bases 109 to 732 code for a protein of 207 amino acids. Gene Ontology annotation, biological process: nucleoside triphosphate catabolic process. The record is from RefSeq and is a predicted model, not a curated record.
UGUGCCGUUGUGAGACCUUCAGAUAAAAAAUGUCAAAAUAGCGUAAAGCCCUCUCAUUGAUUUUUCUGAUUCGCAGCUAAGGAGAAAGAAAGAAGUCGGGAAACGGCAAUGGCGGCGGUGGGAGCAAGAGGAAGUGGGUUGGUCCUGCCAAAGCCGGUGACUUUUGUGACUGGCAACGCUAAGAAGCUCGAAGAAGUUCGUGCCAUCUUGGGCACCUCCAUUCCCUUCAACUCUCUCAAGCUUGACUUGCCGGAAUUGCAAGGCGAACCAGAGGACAUAUCCAAGGAAAAGGCUCGGUUGGCUGCCAUUCAGGUAAAUGGUCCUGUGCUCGUGGAAGACACUUGCCUCUGCUUCAAUGCCCUCAAGGGUCUACCUGGACCUUACAUUAAGUGGUUCCUGCAGAAGCUUGGACAUGAAGGUCUCAACAAUUUGUUGAUGGCAUAUGAGGAUAAAUCAGCCUAUGCAUUGUGUUCCUUCUCCUUUACCACUGGGCCCAGUGUUGAGCCUAUCACAUUUCUGGGUAAAACUCCGGGGAGAAUAGUUCCGGCAAGGGGACCAACUGAUUUCGGAUGGGAUCCAGUCUUCCAACCUGAUGGUUACGAGCAGACUUAUGCCGAGAUGCCGAAGGAAGAAAAGAACAAGAUUUCUCAUCGCUUUAGAGCUCUUGCACUGGUGAAGUCUCACUUUGCUGAAGCUAGGUACACUUUCGAGGCAAACUCUGUGCAAGAGUGAACACUUCCUUCACUUGUUACCUCUACGGAGGAACAUAAGCGAUGAUAGUGAGGAAUAGCUUUUUUAAAUACGGUUUUUGAGUGGAAGCAAAACAUGCUAUGAACUUUUGCAACGGUGAUUACACUCAUUCAUACAACUAUUAUGACCUAGAUAUAGAAAAAGAAUAACUCCAUAUAUUACUAUGGUGAUUUUAUAUGGUUCUAUUCUGCUCCAUAUGUGUCGAUUGAAAGCAUUACCGAUUGAUCAUCGUAAUAUCUGUUCA